Messenger RNA from Helianthus annuus (common sunflower), 1124 nucleotides. Its product is annotated as plasmodesmata-located protein 7. Gene Ontology annotation, cellular component: plasmodesma. The transcript is spliced from 3 exons. Lineage: Eukaryota; Viridiplantae; Streptophyta; Magnoliopsida; Asterales; Asteraceae. The record is from RefSeq and is a predicted model, not a curated record. Bases 49 to 885 code for a protein of 278 amino acids.
UUUCAUAAUAUCCAACACACACACACACACACAUACACACACACUCUCAUGGCCAAUACUCUCGCUCCUCCUCUUCUCUCUCUCCUCUUUCUCACUCUCUUACACCCUUUACACUCCUCCUCAGAUGCAUUCAUCUAUGGAGGUUGUUCACAAAUCAAAUACUCACCAGGCUCACCAUACGAGUCCAACCUUGACUCACUACUCACCUCGCUAGUCAACUCAGCCACCUACUCGUCCUACAACAAAUAUAGCAUCUCCGGGUCCACCCAACAAGACAUCAUCAACGGUCUCUACCAAUGUAGAGGCGACCUAGCCAUGCCAGACUGCGCCACAUGCGUAGCGCGCGCAGUGACUCAACUCGCUCCACUGUGCUCGCAAGCAUGUGGCGCUGCUAUCCAGCUAGAAGGAUGUUUUGUGAAGUAUGACAACACGAGUUUUAUUGGGCAGGAAGAUAAGACGGUUGUGAUGAAGAAAUGCGCUCCCGCAGUUGGGUAUAAUCCUGAGGUGAUGGGGCGCAGGGAUGCGGUGUUGGCGAGCUUGGGUUCGACCGGUGGGUUGUAUCGGGUUGGUGGUUCGGGUGAUGUGGAGGGGGUGGCUCAGUGUGUGGGUGAUUUGAGUAAUGGGAAGUGUCAAGAUUGUGUGAAUGAGGCGAUCGGACGGUUGAAAAGUGAUUGUGGUGGUGCGGUGUUUGGUGAUAUGUUUUUGGCUAAGUGUUAUGCUAGGUAUUCUACUAGUGGAGCUCAUGCUUAUGCUAGAUCUCAUCAUGGUGACCAUGAUGAAGCCGAAAAGACAUUUGCAAUAAUAGUUGGAUUACUUGCCGGGGUUGCGCUCAUAAUCAUUUUCUUAACUUUCAUGAGAAAAGCCUUCGGCCGACAUGGUAAAUAAAUGAAAAACUUUAUGAAAAGUUGAAAGGGUUGCAUGCAUGGUCUCCACCCUCAUCACAUCUGCUGUUUCAAUUGCUUUUCUUUUUUCCUUCAUGAUGUAAACUUAAAUUUUAAUUUUAGUUUAUCGUAAUCAUUACUUUUAAAUUGGAUUUAAGGCAUAUGUAAUGAAUAAAUUCAGUUAGAUUUGUUUAAAUGGCUGUUGCUAACUUCAACUUAUGUAUAAUGAAUUUGUGUUUUACA